Messenger RNA from Nerophis lumbriciformis (worm pipefish), 1506 nucleotides. Lineage: Eukaryota; Metazoa; Chordata; Actinopteri; Syngnathiformes; Syngnathidae. The record is from RefSeq and is a predicted model, not a curated record.
AUGGCGAUCAGGUCGUGGUGCUGGGCGAGCUCGAUGCCUGAUCGCGGCCGGCUGGAGAUCGAUGCGACCGGUCUGGCAGUCGCGCCGGGCUUCAUCAACAUGCUGAGCUGGGCCGGCGAGUCGCUGAUCCAAGAUCCGCGCUCGCUGAGCGAUCUAGUUCAAGGUGUCACGCUCGAGGUGAUGGGCGAGGGCCGGUCCAUGGGGCCGCUCACCGCCGACAGCAAAGCCGACUUGCGACAGCGCCAGGGCGACAUCCAGUACGAGGUCGAGUGGACCACCCUGGCCGAGUACCUGCGAUUCCUCGAGGAUUGCGGCGUCGCCACCAACGUAGCGUCGUUUGUCGGCGCCACUACCGAUCUGGUUCGCCGGGCGAUGGCGGAAGGGGCUCUCGGAGUGGGCUCGUCGUUGCCUUACACGCCGGCAGCCUUCGCCUCGACCGACGAGCUGAUCGCCCUGGCUCGGGCGGCGGCAGAGUCCGGCGGCAUGUACAUUUCGCACAUUCGCGACGAGGGCGGUGGCAUCUUCGAAGCGCUCGACGAGUUUCUCACCAUCGUCCGCGAGUCCGGCGUUCGUGGCGAGGUCUACCACCUGAAGUCCGCCCUCCGCGAGAACUGGGACAAACUCGACGGAGCGAUCGCCAAGCUCGAAGAGGCCCGUGCAGAAGGUCUGGCGGUGACCGCCGACAUCUAUCCCUACCAUGCCAGCUCGACCGGCCUGACUUACGUCUUGCCGACCUGGGCUAAAGAAGGCAGCCACGACGACAUGAUCGGACGCCUGCUCGAUCCACAGUUGCGGCCACGGCUGCUGGCGGAGAUCGACUUGAUCCCGCCCGAAGACAUUCUGCUGGUCAGCUUUCGCCAGCCAGAGAUGCGGCAGUACACCGGCAAGACCCUGGCCGAGGUCGCCGAGCAGUGGCAGCCGGGUGGGGACGGUGCGGUUCUCGAUGACCGAGCACAACAUCCGCAAGAAGCUGGCGGUGCCGUGGAUCAGCUUCUGCUCCGACGCCGGCUCGAUAGCGCCCGAGGCGCCCGUUCACCAACUCCCAGCCUCAUCCACGGGCCUACGGCUCGUUUGCUCGGGUUGCUGGGCAAGUAUGUACGAGAAGAAGGGAUCCUGAGCCUUGCCGAGGCCAUUCACCGGUUGAGCGGUUUGCCGGCCGACAACUUGCGUCUCGACCGCCGCGGCCAGCUCGCCGAGGGCUACUACGCCGACGUGGUGAUCUUCGAUCCGGCGACGGUGAUCGACCGCGCUACCUUCGAAGAACCCCAUCAGCUGGCCACCGGCGUGGUGCAUGUGUUCGUCAACGGCGAGCAGGUGCUGCGCGACGGCGAGCACACCGGGGCCUUGCCGGGACGGUUCGUCAAGGGGCCGGGCUGGCAGGGCGGGCGUCAGCUGCGAACUGAUCCCGCUGCCUCAGCGCGACCGAUAGCUGUCAGCUGGUGGACUCACCCCUGUCAGGUGGAGUGGACGCCGGCCACCGGCCAGCACAGCCAUCGCCGCCCCUAG